AUGGGAAUCCCCUCAUCAGCUACACUCCAUGAUAUGUUUGUCAGGGAUCGAUGGAAUAUAAGACCCGCCCGCUCUGAUCGCCAAGUUCAAAUUCAAGCAAUUUUAUCUUCGGUUACUCUGUCUCAGCUUCCUGAUGAAUAUGAGUGGACAAUAGAAGGUAAAGUUUGGCUUAAAUAUCAGACUGGAACAAUCUAUAAACUCCUGAAAAAUCAUGCGCAAACGGUACCUUGGAAAGGAGCUAUAUGGAAUUCAGGUGGUGUGCCCCGGCAUAGCUUCCACGCCUGGCUCGUCACCCUAAACAGACUACCGACCCGAGACAGACUUCUCUCUUGGGGACUUGCUGUUCCUGCAACUUGUCUACUCUGCAACCAAGGAGAUGAAUCAAGGGACCACUUGUUCUUCUCUUGUACCUUCUCCUCUGAACUUUGGAUCCAUCAUGCUCGACGGACUGAGACAACCCCAUCUACUGGUUGGAACGAUUCUCUUAAUCACAUGCAAUCACUACCAGGACCUCCUUGGCGCAGGAAGCUUCAACUGAUAGUAUGGCAAGCUGUGAUCUACUCUAUUUGGCAAGAAAGGAACGCUCGACUUCACUGCAACACUGCAAAAACCAUCAAUACCAUCUCUUCCAUACUGGACAGAACGAUUCGAAAUAAGAUCCAUGGCUUCAGAGACUCAAACCCAAUCGGAGCUUCUCAGAUGAUUCAGUUCUGGUUUGCAACUGCUCCAUCAUCAUAUCCUCCAAACCCUCCUCUCCCAUUCCUGCAAUCAACUGACUAA
Brassica napus (rape) is the source of this 780-nucleotide messenger RNA. RefSeq lists its product as uncharacterized. The record is from RefSeq and is a predicted model, not a curated record. Lineage: Eukaryota; Viridiplantae; Streptophyta; Magnoliopsida; Brassicales; Brassicaceae. Bases 1 to 780 code for a protein of 259 amino acids. The transcript has a single exon.